This is a messenger RNA of Labeo rohita (rohu), 6490 nucleotides long. RefSeq names its product neuroligin 2b (gene nlgn2b). Gene Ontology annotation, molecular function: signaling receptor activity; neurexin family protein binding. The coding region runs from base 879 to 3464 and encodes 861 amino acids. Gene Ontology annotation, cellular component: cell surface; postsynaptic specialization membrane; synapse. The record is from RefSeq and is a predicted model, not a curated record. The transcript is spliced from 10 exons. Gene Ontology annotation, biological process: postsynaptic membrane assembly; modulation of chemical synaptic transmission; chemical synaptic transmission. NCBI's taxonomy places the organism in Eukaryota, Metazoa, Chordata, Actinopteri, Cypriniformes, Cyprinidae.
GAGAGGCGGACAUCGGGAUUCUGGACUCCCGAAUCUUGACAGCUGUGCGUGAAGUGCGGAAUGGAUAUCUGAGCGUCAUAUACAUCUUCAUUGUUCACGAGUGGGAAUAAUAAUAAUUAUUAUUAUUAUCGCUAUUAUUAGACAGCGGUGAAAGAAAGGAAGAAGAAUCAUAAUUGUUUCCCCACUUGUACACAAAAGAAGAGGACUCGUUUAUGAGUGAGACAGACUGAGAGCAGAUGAGAAGUCGUGCCACCGGAUGGUUUUUAUUUUUUGGUGUUUUUUGAUGCACGAACGGACUCUGAAAUGGGUCGCCAUGACGACAGAGCGCUGAGUUAGCCGCUAAUGCGUUAUACGCAUUUGUUUCUGUUAUUGUUUUAUUUUAUCAUUUCCCUACCUUCUUUAUAGUGAUCAAAUAUGUUGUAACCUCGCCGUCGGAAGACACGGGUGUUGACAGAUAAAAAGAAAGAAAAAAAGGAGGAGGAGGUGUUAAGAGAAGGUAAAUUGAUGUGCGAGAGCCUGCGACACAUUCAUGACGAAUUACCUCAGAAAAAAAAAUACCGAUGGCAUAAACACCGGCUUCACCACUGAAGUACGAAUAAUCACCGGGAAAGAACCGGAGACGCAUCGACUACAACCCUUUCAUCGCGGAAACUAAUGAGCAAAUCGCAAUAGAAGCGCAUGUUGCACUAACAUCAGGAUGAAGUUCUUCACCACUCAGUGUCAGCAGGCCUCUUCUGCGAUCCAGUGAGGAAACGCACACCCUCGCUUCCGCAAAGCCGUUAACUUCGGAGUCACCGGGGAUCCCGAAACUCUUCACUCUUCUUGUCUGUUUCAUAUCCAUCACCCAUCGCUGGGGCGCCGCUCACCCCAGCCGAAGCAUGUCAUCGGUGGGCGUGGCACGAUCGCGGCGGGAGACAGCCCGCUCCUGCCCGCGUCGCAUAUCUGACACUUGCCUGGUGUGGCUGCUAGGCUUGGCACUGCGCCUUGCGCUGUCCUCCUGCCAGCGGGCAGACCUCACCGCCGCCAAGUACCCUAUGGUCACCACAGGCUAUGGGAAGCUUCGGGGCGUACGCAAGGAGCUGAACAAUGAGAUUCUGGGUCCGGUCGAGCAGUACUUGGGCGUCCCCUAUGCCACCCCGCCAGUAGGCGAGAGGCGCUUCCAGCCCCCGGAGGCACCAGGCUCCUGGCAGGAGAUCCGUAACGCUACCCAGUUUGCACCAGUGUGCCCGCAGAACAUCCACGGGGUGCUGCCAGAGAUCAUGCUUCCCGUAUGGUUCACCGAUAACCUGGAUGCUGCCGCGGCUUAUGUACAGAACCAGAGCGAGGACUGCCUUUACCUCAACGUCUACGUUCCCACAGAGGACGGUCCGCUCACAAAAAAACACGAUGAGUCUUCGAUGAACAGACCGAGGGACGAAGAUAUUAGAGAUCGUCGGAAGAAGCCCGUGAUGUUGUUUAUCCAUGGUGGUUCGUAUAUGGAGGGAACAGGAAACAUGUUUGAUGCAAGCGUUCUUGCUGCUUAUGGAAACGUGAUUGUCGUCACUAUGAACUACAGAUUGGGCGUUCUGGGUUUUCUAAGCACUGGAGAUCAGUCUGCGAAGGGGAAUUAUGGGCUACUGGACCAGAUUCAGGCUCUGCGAUGGCUCAACGAGAACAUUGGACACUUUGGGGGAGACCCAGAGAGAAUCACCAUUUUUGGCUCUGGGGCUGGAGCCUCAUGCGUCAACCUUCUCAUCCUGUCCCAUCAUUCUGAAGGUUUGUUCCAGAGGGCCAUUGCUCAGAGUGGCUCCGCCAUAUCCAGUUGGUCAGUGAACUACCGGCCUCUGAUGUACACCAAGAUCCUAGCCAAGAAGGUGGGCUGCAGUUACAGCGACACUGCAGAUCUCGUGGACUGUCUGCGAAGGAAGAGCUUCAGGGAACUGGUGGAUCAGGAUAUCCAACCUGCACGCUACCACAUCGCAUUCGGACCGGUGGUGGACGGAGAUGUUGUACCCGAUGACCCUGAGAUCCUCAUGCAGCAGGGGGAGUUCCUGAACUAUGACAUCCUGUUGGGGGUGAACCAGGGUGAAGGGUUGAAAUUUGUAGAUGACAGCGAGGGUGAGGAUGGUAUUUCAGCUGCUUCCUUCGACUACACCAUAUCAAAUUUUGUAGACAACCUCUACGGAUACCCAGAUGGUAAAGACAUACUGCGGGAGACUAUAAAGUUCAUGUACACAGAUUGGGCUGAUCGUGAUAACGGUGACAUGCGGCGUAAAACUCUGCUUGCGCUUUUUACCGACCACCAGUGGGUGGCGCCAGCAGUGGCCACAGCUAAGCUGCAUGCCGAGUUCCAGUCCCCAGUUUAUUUUUACACCUUCCACCACCACUGCCAGACGGAGGCACGACCCGAGUGGGCAGACGCGGCACAUGGCGACGAGAUCCCGUACGUGUUCGGUGUUCCCAUGGUGGGCGCCACGGAUCUGUUUCCCUGCAACUUUUCCAAGAACGAUGUCAUGCUCAGUGCUGUGGUGAUGACAUACUGGACCAACUUCGCCAAGACGGGGGAUCCGAACAUUCCAGUACCGCAGGAUACCAAGUUCAUCCAUACUAAGCCCAAUCGCUUCGAGGAAGUUAUCUGGACCAAAUUCAGCUCGAAAGACAAGCAGUACCUCCACAUCGGGUUGAAGCCUCGCAUCCGGGAUAAUUACCGUGCCAACAAAGUUGCCUUCUGGCUUGAGCUGGUUCCUCACCUCCACACCCUUAAUGAGGAUUUCUACAACCCCACAACCACUCGACUGCCACCUGGCGGCCCACACCGGCCAGGCUGGAAGGGCACGGCCCAGAGUCCCGGCACCCGCCCUACUCGCCACCCCACGGUUUCAACCUACCCGCCCGACCCGGACCUCGAAGGUUCCGAACACCCUCCUGAACGCUUCCCGUUCCCGAGCAACACACGGGACUAUUCGACGGAGCUGAGCGUGACGGUAGCAGUGGGCGCGUCACUGCUUUUCCUCAACAUGCUGGCGUUUGCCGCGUUGUACUAUAAACGUGACAAACGGCACGAGCUGCUGCAACGGCGCCAUCGGCGCCUCUCGCCUCAACGUGGGGCAGGGACAGGCGUCGGUAUUGUGGGGGCUCCGCCCCAUAAUGACCUGGCAUUGAGCCAGGAGGAGGAGCUAAUGUCCUUGCAAAUGAAGCAGCAGAGGGUGGAGCUCGACCAUGGCACGCCUCUUCCACCACGUGGUCUACACGGCGACCUGGAGCCUCUAAGACCCCCUGUGUGCCCGCCGGACUACACUCUGGCGCUACGACGGGCACCCGAGGACGUGCCACUUAUGACGGCUAACACCCUUUCCAUGAUUCCCAGUACCAUCACUGGCAUGCAGCCUCUCCAUGCCUUCAACACUUAUCCCCCUGCUCCUGCACCAAGUGCUGGGCACAGCAACAACGCCCUGCCCCACCAGCACUCCACCACACGAGUAUAGUAACCCCUCUGAGGGGAUCAGGCCCCCCAAACGCUUAGGAACACAGACCUCCGGUACUAAGAGUGGUGCUCUACACGGAUACUGUCCAAAACACUGCUCCUGACCUUUUUAAGUCCACUCCCAGCACACUCUCUUUCUCUCCCGUUCUUUCUUGUUUUACUCUUCCUGCUCCUCUCGUUCUUGGAGAAGAUUUUGGGUGGAGAAAUGUUGGCCAUUUUCCCUACUCAAUACAGCAGCUAUCCCCUCCCUGUUUCAUUGCCACCUUUCCCUUUUUUCUUUUCUUCUCCCCGACAGUCUUUUGCUCUGCUGUAGCCGUUUCUAGUCCCCAAAAAAGAACAGUUUUUCCUACUUCGGACUGUUUUAUAAAUCAAGAAAACAUACGUGUAAAAUAUGUAUUAUUGAUAACCUUAUAAGGCUAUGAAUGAAAAAAAAGAUUCUACUAUCUAAUUUUUACCAGCAUUCUUGUGCCAAGUACUGUGAUCAUCGUCCAAUAAGACGCAGUCUAGUGGACGGACGUGGAGAGAAUCACCUGAACUGGAUUUAUUUAAGGAAUUUGCAGAAUUGAGAAAAAAAAAAGUGCCAAAUUUGUUUUUCUUUUCUUUGGUCUCUCUCUCGUUUUUUAUGUUGAUUUUUUGCUUUUUGUUUUGCACUGUCACUGUUAUUUGCCUACGGGGAGAAAUGAACAACACUACAAAUAUCUAUAGAAAAAGAUAUAGAAUAAUUAAAUUUAUAUCUUGAUUGCGCUUUGGGAAAUGUGCAUGAUUUAUUUUUCAAGAGGAAAAUGGACAUUCGAGAUUCAAGACUCUUCUUUCUUUGUCUUUUUAUUGUCUUUUUCUGCAACAGUCUUCUCUCUCUUGCUCUCUCUCUCUUUCUCUGUCUUAUUUUUUAUUUUUAUUUUUUUUUUACAUCAGCUAUAUUUUGUGCACUUCAUUUGGAGAUUCUUUUCCCUCUGUAGAUACAUGGUCAUAUCCGGAAAUGAAACUGAUUCUUGACGAUAAUAAAGAGGAUAAAUAGUUCCCUUCUUUUUUUUUCAUUUAUAAUUACGGAAGCCGUACGAUAAAGCUCAUCUCCCGGACUGAGAAGGACUGAUCAGAUCCACGAUCCCCUCCUCUUCUUUUUUUAUCCCUUUUAUCUCUCUCUCCGCUCGUAUAGUCCUCCGUAGUAACCCACGCAUUACGCCACAUUGAGUUAAGGAACGUUCACUGUGUCGCUCUCUCUCUCUCUCCUUUUCUCCGUAAAGACUCGGACUCUGCUGAGUUGGACGUCCAGAGCGACGGGAUCAACACCUGCGCCCGUUCCCACACAGCUGGAGUCUCUCCGUCUCUCUUUUAUCCAGAGCCCAAGAGAGCUCAUGACGUGUCCAGAACAUUCUUCCCCCUCACUGACACUGACCUUUGAGUGAUUAUCUCAGUUUGAGCUCACUUGUCAUCAGGCGGACAUCUUGUUAUAUGCCCUGUCACAAGUCCCCGUAAGACCUUCUGAUUCAACCUCUCACCUUCUCGACGCGUUUUUUCCGAAAUCUCUCUUUCAGGGUGCCAAGAACGAUCUGGCCGAGAGGAAGCGGGAGACGGGCGGUUUGCGUUGACGUGUGCGCAUGUGAGGAACAGGACAGAUGUGGCCUCUGGAUACUGACUCUGGAAGCUUUGCGCAUCAGGUUUGAACCUAAACGUACCGCGCUACAGCGGACGAGGCGUCACCCCUCACGCCACUUAAAUAUACAUUUACGAUCCAUGAUGCAAACGACUGUGCAUACUGAUUUCAUCUCAUCCAUUUUUUGUUCUCUCGUCGUCUUGUUUUUGGAGUUUCUUGUCGGUGGGUGGAUGAAAAACACACGAGACCACUCUGUCAUGCCAUGGCGAAAAACACAAGAUGCAAACUGUACAUUUUUCUAAGUGUAAGAGAUGACAUGGUCUUUGUAAAUAUUUUGUUUAUUGUUGGGUUCACGGCCAAUCGUAUCCACUGUAAAAACAGGUGCAAGCUCGUUCAGCCAAUCACAUCCCGACACCCACGAUUCUGAAGACCCUUAUUAGAUUUUCAUUUGAAGGUUUACAGAUACUAAAGCUUCUUUUCGACAAAAGACAUUAAAUCGUAAUGAAUGUUGAGGGAAGCGGAAACGGAGCGAAUUCCACAUUAGAGAAUAUAUUGAGUCAAGAAUGAGCGCACUUGAUGAGAGUAAUUGCAUUUGGAAUUCAAAUUUGCUGCAGGACCCGACAAUGCGGUGGACAAUAGAGUCGCCGGCUGCAUCUGAUUCUGUUUCGUUUGAAAAACGGAGGGUGGAACCGAUCAGGGCCUAAUCAGAAUAUUUUGUUGGAGAGAGUUAAAUGAGAAAGUUUAUGUGGAGAAGCUCGUUUUAUUUCCUCGUAGGAUGUAAAUCGCUUGAGUCAGCCCUGUUUUUUUUUUUCCGAGAGGCCUGCUGUUUGAGUCAUUCUCCUGGGUGUUCUUCAUUACGCUUCAGUGGACUAAAUGACACUGUGGGGUGUUUGUUUUCUCUUACCUGGUUGUAAGUUCUUAGAAAUUUAAUGUUACCCAAACCAUUGGAGAUUUGUUGGAGUGGGGGUGGGAUUCCACAGAGUUCUGGCUUAUCUCUUUGUUGUGAAUUUGAGCUGCAUAUAUUUCAAAGUAGAGAUUUAAACAGUUCAUAUUUUUCUACAAAAUAAAGGGAGAGAUGAUUCUACCGGCAACUGACAGACAUAUAAAGCACACUCUCACCAGACACACGUGGUGAUACUUUUUGUCUGGGUUGCCUAUGUAUUAUAGAGGAUUUAACGAAAAAAAAAAUGCAGAAAAAAAAAUACUGAGAAACACAACUGUUGAGUAUUAAUGCUUGGUCGCCAAAAAAAGACUUGCACCUGUUGAGUUUCAUUUUGUUGAAUUUCAGCAACGUAAAAAAGGCUUGAGAUGAGGGGACUGUAUGACCGCGACGGGUCUAAAGAAUAAAAUUCAUAUUUCUAUUUCCUAUACAGGCUACUACACACUGUAUGUUGUGUAUCUGAACUGGACAACAUUAAAAAAGGUUAUUAAACAUA